Messenger RNA from Vombatus ursinus (common wombat), 3870 nucleotides. It is a transcript of the gene THBD, whose product is annotated as thrombomodulin. The transcript has a single exon. Gene Ontology annotation, molecular function: extracellular matrix binding; transmembrane signaling receptor activity; extracellular matrix protein binding. The record is from RefSeq and is a predicted model, not a curated record. Gene Ontology annotation, biological process: cell migration. The coding region runs from base 255 to 1967 and encodes 570 amino acids. Gene Ontology annotation, cellular component: extracellular matrix; membrane; external side of plasma membrane. NCBI's taxonomy places the organism in Eukaryota, Metazoa, Chordata, Mammalia, Diprotodontia, Vombatidae.
UCCCGAAUUGCAAGGGAGGGCUGAGCACUUAUAAAAACUUGGGCAUCAACUUUCAGACAUGACAGAAACUCCUCUCGGCUGGGAUCGGAUGGUAACUGCAUAGAGCAGAGAAGCCAGUUCUCCUUUUCCAUCCCAGAGCACGUCAGGGCAAGAUACCAGAACCCCGGGAAGCAGAAGAAAUCGCAGUCGAUUUCACUUCCCUCUAUUCUCCACCUCACCCACUCUCUUUCCUCCCUGACGGCUGGCCUGAGAGAAUGCUGCCUCUCCUGCUCCUGCUCCUCUCUGUUCUGACCGUGGCUGCGCUGGGGCUCCCAGACUCCCCAGUUCCACAGUCUGGCGGCAGCCAAUGCAUCGAAGACGACUGCUAUGCUGUCUUCUGGAACCCAGAGAAGUUCGCUGGGGCGAACCAGGUCUGCCAGCAGCUCGGGGGCCACUUGAUGACUGUGCGCUCUUCAGUGGCCGCGGAUGUUAUCUCUUUGCUUGCUCAGGGAGCCCCUGAAAUCUCACCCCCAGACGGUCGCCUUUGGAUCGGGCUGCAGCUUGGGCAGAACUGCAGCCAGGAGCAGGAGGGUCAGCUGCGUGGGUUCAGAUGGGUCACGGGUGACAACAGCACCAGCUACAGUAAGUGGAAGCACAGUGGCCGUGGCGCCCUCUGCGGUCACCAGUGUGUUGUGGUCACUGGGGAUUCUCCAUCUGGCUCCAUGGAACUGGUCUGGGAGGAGCAUUCGUGUGACUUGGCCACCGAGGGCUUUCUCUGCGAGUAUAACUACCCCGGAUCCUGCAAGCCCCUCAACCUGGAACCCAGUAUCGGUGCAAGUGUCACCUACAGUACCCCUUUCGGGGGAAAGGGAGCUGACUUCCAGGCGCUACCCCUCAACAGCCACGCCUUGGUAGUGCCUCUUGGUUUGGACCUCGUUUGUAUGAAGGUCGAGGAGACCCCGCGCUGGGUCAAGGAAAGCUUGGGAGCCUGGGACUGCCGGGUGGAGAAGGGGGGCUGCUCGCAGAUCUGCAGACAGGACAGCGGGGAUCCUGAGUGUCUUUGCUCGCAAGGGACCCUUUCGAAGGCCGACCUGCGCUCCUGCCAGGCUGAGGGUGACUCGUGCACUCAUAGCCGCUGUCAUCAGUACUGCCAUCUCAGCCCAAACGCUCCAGGCGGCUACACUUGCAUGUGUGACUCGGGUUACUACCUGGACGAAGAUGGGCAUAGUUGCGUAGACGUCGAUGACUGUGCACUGGAGCCUAAUCCUUGCCCUCAGAAGUGCGAUAACACGCAGGGCGCCUUCAAAUGCGAGUGUAACCCGGGCUUCGAGCUGCUAGAUGGAGAGUGUGUGGAGCUACUCAAUCCUUGCUUCGGUAGCAAGUGCGAGCAUAAGUGUUUACCUUUGGAGGGGGGCACCUACCGCUGUGCCUGCGAAGAGGGCUUCGUGCCCAUUCCAGAUCAGCCCGACAGGUGCAUGCUGUUCUGCAACACCACUGCAUGCCCGGCCAAAUGCAACCCCUACAAUGCAGACGAUUGCAAGUGCCCGGAGGGCUAUAUUUUGGACGAGAACCAGAUGUGCAGUGACAUAGAUGAUUGUGCAGCCGGUGAAUGCCAUGGCGGUGAAUGCAACAACCUGCCCGGCAGUUUCCAAUGCAUCUGCGGGCCCAAGUAUAAACUCAGUGAGACAGGCCAGGAGUGUAUUUCCGAAGAUCUCACCCCCGUUGAUGGUGGUUCAGGAGAACUCCUGGACACCGAGACUCCAGCCACCACCACUUCCCCACCCACUGAAGGACCAGUCCAUUCGGUCGUGCUCAUAGGCAUCGCCAUCAGCAUCUUAUCCAUUAUCACAGUGCUCCUCGCCAUCGUCUGCCACUUAAGGAAAAAGCAGUGUGCAGCCCGGGCUGCUCUGGAUUACAAAUGCGCAGGCCCAGCCAAGGAAGAGGUCUUGCAGCAGGUGCGCACAGAGUCAGUCCCUCAGAAACUCUAAACCAGAUGCCUUAAGCUCCCCUCAAGCAUACAGUACCAAGGGGCCCAAGGACAGCUUCAGUCCCAGUGCAGAGCUGAGGGAGCUGAGUGAACACAGAUGAGUUUGAUGGUAUUAAUAACUACUUAAUCCCUUCUCUCCACUCUCAAUCCUCUGCUCUCUGCCACAUCACUCCCUCAGCACACAGCACCUUAACUUUUUUUUUCAGAUCUGGGGAGACAUUAUUGCCAGAAACUUCUUUCCCAGAUGUAAGGAUUAAUCAGGGGGUAUACGGAAGCCACAUUUAGCGAGUAGCUUGUAAAGACUUCUAACAGUGACCAGCCAUGGUGAACACUCUGAUCAUCACUGAGGAAGAUUGUAAGGUGUUAAUACAUAUUACCAAAUGACUUCUGACCAUAAUUCAGAGUCUUCAAAAGUGUACUCUUACUGUCUGUAGUCCUAAAUCUGCCACAUUUGGUUGGAUUAGGAUGAGUUUGGAAUUCCUUGAUGGUGAUUAGAAUAUUUAUUUUUUAAAGUAUCUAAGAUACUCUGCUUUCCUUUUCUGUUUCUUGCUUUCACUUUUUUUGUAAGAAAGACCCCUCUAGCUUUCUCUUCAUAAGUCUCAAACUAGAAUGGGAGCUCCUUUUAGGAUAUUAGAAAAAAAAUUACUUUAUCAUAUGACUUUAAGCUUUCUCUGUGAAUUUAUAUUAUCUGUAGCUCUCACAAAUGUGAAAUCAAGACUCCCAUUUGUUCAAAUAUCCUCUGCCCUUUACCAACCCUCCCUCACCUACUGAGAGCUAGGAUAACUUUUACCUCAACAAAUUCAGUCUUCAAACAGGAUGCCUUUCUGUCUUUUCAUAAGAAUCCUACUUUUAUCUCUCUCUGCUCAGGCUGUAAGUCUUGACCAAAUAAAUAAAUCAAUAACCACAGGGGGCAAAUAGGCAUUUUUUUCUUACCAAUUCUUGUAAAUUGUUACUCAAAUCAUUGACUUACAUGGACAGCAUAGGUUCAGUAAAGUUAAUAUGCACAAGGUAUUAAAUCACUUUGCUGAAUUGGAACAGAAAUAAACCGAAAUCUCAGUGUAUUUAUCUUGUUUUAGGAUUCUGAUGUGUAAUUGAAUUGGAAAGUCAACAUUAUUGUUUGAUUUUUUUGCAGCUUACCUUUUGCCUUAGUAUAAUGGUGAAAAUGUUGAGAGGGUUGCUCUAACAUGAUAAAAACUGAUGAGAGAAUGCAGGGAAGAGCAGUAUGAGAGCUGGAUUUGGGCUCAGGAAAGUUGGAGCUGAAUAACCCAUUUUUAUUGCAUAUCUCUGUGGAGGGAAAACUAAAGCUGAGGGCAUUUGUCAAAAGGUAAAAACAUUGACAAAGAAACCACAAAGCCCUGCUGUUGACAGAAAGCAUUUUUAAAGGGGGAUGGGGAAGAGGGAGAGUCAGGGGAGAGCCUAGAUCAUCAAAAGUAGAAGCCUUCAUUGAUCAGCUACCCAGAAGAACUAUAUUUAACCAUUUCAAAUUGCCUCUGUAGACUCAGCUUCUAAAUCUUUGGAAAUUCUCAAACAGAGAUCAAUAAGGAAAAAAAAUAAGUCAAGUCUGGGGCUUUAUUUUAAAGAAGGUGAGAAAGUUUUAUUUUCUAGGCUGUUUUUUUCUUAUAGAAAUGACCAGGUACAUAUAACUUGAGACUGCUAUGCCAGGUUGGAGAAUGUUUUUCGGUCCAGUUAAGCUAGGUUAAUGAAAUUGUUCUUCAGCUUUUGAAAAAGAGCAAAUGUGUUAUGCAAAGUACCUUUUUUUACAGUAAAGUUUUUCUCUACUGUUUUGUAAACUUGGCACAUUUGUAAAUAGUUAUUUAUUUAUUGGAAAUAAAAAAGAGAGUACAGGCAAAAGCCUGGCUCCUGAUUUUACUUGUAGAAAAUAAAAGUUUUACAACUGUUUAUGA